AUGAACAACAAGCUUUCGACAUCUACAACGUGCGCUCGACCUGGCUACAUCACGUAUCUCGACGAACGCCAGCGACGUGGCAGACGUACGGUUCAUGCUGCAGCGCUGCAUCGCUCAUCGGCACUGCACGAACGUCGCAGUCGCUCCGGCGUAGCAUCCUUCGACUCGGCACCAAUUUGCAACUCGUUGCGACCAUUUCGGAUCAGCCCGUCCAUAUUGGACAGGUCACCCGCCCCACUGCUCCAACAGACUCAUCCGACCCAGAAGCAUGUCACGCAUUGCACCGUCCGCCCUUCUGCGCAACAUUCAAAUCGAGCAAUCAGACUGACAUCACCACUCGUUUCCACUCGCAGGGAUGACUACGACGCCGCCGCCGCUGCCGAGCUCAAGCGCAAGCGAACUUUCCGCAAGUUCACCUACCGUGGUAUCGAGCUCGACUCGCUCCUCGACAUGACCAACGAGGACUUCAUGCAGGUCGUCCACGCCCGUGCCCGCAGAAAGUUCCAGCGCGGCCUCAAGCGCAAGCCCAUGGGCCUCAUCAAGCGUCUGCGCAAGGCCAAGGCCGAGUGCCAGCCCAACGAGAAGCCCGCCAUGGUCAAGACGCACCUGCGUGACAUGAUCAUUGUGCCCGAGAUGAUCGGCUCCGUCGUCGGCAUCUACACUGGUCGCUUCUUCGUCAACACCGAGAUCAAGCCCGAGAUGGUCGGCCACUACCUCGGCGAGUUCGCCAUGACCUACAUCCCCACCCGCCACGGCGCCAAGGGUAAGGGUGCCACCGUCGACCGCUUCCUCCCCAUCCGAUAA
Messenger RNA from Moesziomyces aphidis, 804 nucleotides. The record is from the annotation of a GenBank genome assembly. NCBI's taxonomy places the organism in Eukaryota, Fungi, Basidiomycota, Ustilaginomycetes, Ustilaginales, Ustilaginaceae.